AUGGAGAGCCUCCAGUUGGCGCAGAUGCUCGCCGAUCUGAGCAGCCUCAACGCAACGGAACCCAAUGCGGCAGCGGCCCUCGUUACAGCAAACAAGGUCAUCGAGACGGUCGAGAAGGCCGGCACCAACCCCGCCGCCGCCGGACUGCCCAAGCGGCCCACCGAUGAACUCCGCCGCGCACAUAGCUCGCAGACCUCGCGACCGGGCACAGGCACCGCCUCUCCCGCCCGCGUCGACAAAUUCGGCCGUCGCAUCAUGAUGAGCCCGCCCGUCUUGUCGCGCUCCAACUCGGCCCAGGGCUCCGUCCCAGGCACCCCCAAGAGGGACUCAGAAGUACGAAGCGCUACCCAACUGCUGCUGCAACAGCAAGUGCAGUUUGGAACUGGACAGACAGCUUACAUGACGGUUGCGGAACAGGGCGAAGACGAUUUGGACCGGGCCUCGACGCUGAUGGCGCUGUACGAAAUCCGGGCGAAGCUGAAGCAGCAGGACAACAGCAGCCUCAUGAAGGCGCGCGAGAAGAUUGCCGACCUCGCGGCGCGGCAGCAGCAGCAACAAACGGCUCCCGGCAAGAAGGAGCCAGAGAGGCUAACCUCUCGGUUCACGUUUCCCAAGUAA
Colletotrichum spaethianum is the source of this 618-nucleotide messenger RNA. RefSeq lists its product as uncharacterized. Lineage: Eukaryota; Fungi; Ascomycota; Sordariomycetes; Glomerellales; Glomerellaceae. The coding region runs from base 1 to 618 and encodes 205 amino acids. The record is from RefSeq and is a predicted model, not a curated record. The transcript has 2 exons.